GGCAGGGAAGCCACCACCUGGGUUACAUCUGGAUGUAGUCAAAGGAGACAAACUCAUUGAGAAACUCAUCAUUGAUGAGAAGAAAUACUAUCUCUUUGGGAGAAACCCUGAUCUGUGUGAUUUUACCAUUGACCACCAGUCCUGCUCUCGGGUCCAUGCUGCCUUGGUCUAUCACAAACAUCUCAAGAGGGUUUUCCUCAUAGAUCUAAACAGCACACACGGCACAUUCUUGGGUCAUAUCCGUUUGGAACCUCACAAACCCCAACAGAUACCCAUUGACUCCACGGUUUCAUUUGGUGCUUCUACACGGGCCUAUACGCUGCGGGAGAAGCCUCAGACGCUUCCAUCAGCGGUUAAGGGAGAUGAGAAAAUGGGCAGCGAAGAUGAAGAGCUCAAGGGCUUGCUGGGCCUGCCAGAGGAGGAGACAGAACUUGACAACCUGACAGAGUUUAAUACAGCCCACAACAAAAGAAUUUCCACACUAACCAUUGAGGAAGGGAACUUGGAUAUUCAGAGACCAAAGAGAAAACGGAAGAACUCCAGAGUGACGUUCAGUGAUGAUGAUGAAAUCAUCAAUCCGGAGGAUGUGGACCCUUCUGUUGGGCGUUUCAGGAACAUGGUACAGACAGCAGUAGUCCCUGUUAAGAAAAAGCGGUUGGAGAAUCCAGGCUCACUGACCACAGAUGAUACUGCAUCACGACGGAUGCAAAACUUCCCCUACAGUGGAGGAUUGUACGGGGGUCUACCUCCAACCCACAAUGAGGCAGGGUCCCAGUCGCACGGUGGCCAUGGGACAGCGCUCAUAGGUGGGCUGCCAAUGCCCUACCCCAAUCUCGCCCCAGAUGUGGACUUGACUCCUGUUGUGCCCUCAACAGUCAACAUGAACCCAGCUCCAAACCCUGCUGUCUUUAAUCCUGAAGCUGUGAAUGAACCCAAGAAGAAGAAAUAUGCAAAGGAGGCAUGGCCAGGCAAGAAGCCAACCCCUUCCCUGCUGAUCUGAGCUGGUGUUUGUGGAGGGCGGGUGGGAGUCACAAACUCCAGAAACUGUUGAUGUGCAGUAUCGUCUUUUUAAGAUUUCAAUGUCCUAACCAGAUGUAAUACCAAGAUUGGAGAAGUGAAACAUCCUUUAAAGAUCUGUCUUCAAACAUUUUUAUAUGUCUGUUAAAGGAAAAAAAGAAAUACAGCUCCCAUCUCCUUUUGAA
Nestor notabilis (Kea) is the source of this 1202-nucleotide messenger RNA. RefSeq names its product protein phosphatase 1, regulatory subunit 8 (gene PPP1R8). Gene Ontology annotation, cellular component: nuclear speck. The annotation marks the transcript as partial. The record is from RefSeq and is a predicted model, not a curated record. NCBI's taxonomy places the organism in Eukaryota, Metazoa, Chordata, Aves, Psittaciformes, Psittacidae. Gene Ontology annotation, molecular function: protein binding; protein serine/threonine phosphatase inhibitor activity; mRNA binding. The transcript is spliced from 6 exons.